This is a messenger RNA of Diabrotica balteata, 1332 nucleotides long. The record is from the annotation of a GenBank genome assembly. NCBI's taxonomy places the organism in Eukaryota, Metazoa, Arthropoda, Insecta, Coleoptera, Chrysomelidae.
AUGGCCGGUACCCUAACAAAAUUCUGCAAAAAUUUAAAAGAUGUGUCUGCUGUUAAAAAUGGUGUUCUAGCACCUGCUGUCUACGUUCAAAAUCGCAACUAUGCUAGUGGAAAAAGGGUUGAAGUGGCGAAACCCGUCGUCGAGAUGGAUGGGGAUGAAAUGACGAGAAUCAUUUGGCACAAGAUUAAGGAAUCCCUAAUUUUUCCUUAUGUUAAACUCGAAUGCCUUUACUUCGAUUUGGGGCUACCACACAGGGACCAAACUAAUGAUCAGGUGACCAUUGAUGCUGCACAUGCCAUCUUAAAACAUAAUGUCGGAAUUAAAUGUGCUACUAUUACACCAGAUGAACAAAGAGUAGAAGAAUAUAAACUAAAAUCGAUGUGGAAAUCUCCAAAUGGAACCAUAAGAAAUAUUCUUGGAGGAACAGUAUUCAGAGAACCUAUUUUAUGUAAAAACAUUCCAAGACUAAUACCUGGUUGGACUCAAUCCAUGGUAAUUGGUCGUCAUGCACACGGUGAUCAAUACAAGGCUGUCGAUAUUGUUGUAGAUAAACCUGGAAAGCUAGAAUUAGUCGUAACAACUGAUGACGGCAAAGAACAGAGGUACGAAGUGUUCAGGUACAAAGACUCAGGUGUGGGGAUGGCUAUGUACAACACAGAUGAAAGUAUUGCAUCUUUCGCUCAUUCUUCAUUCCAAGUUGGUAUUCAAAAGGGCUGGCCAGUAUACUUGUCCACGAAAAACACAAUUUUGAAAAAAUAUGAUGGUAGAUUCAAGGAUAUAUUCCAGGAAAUCUUCGAGAAACAUUACAAAGCCCAGUUCGAUGCUAAAAAGAUCUGGUACGAGCAUCGUCUUAUCGACGACAUGGUAGCCCAAGCUAUUAAGUCUUCAGGAGGGUUCGUUUGGGCUUGCAAGAACUACGAUGGAGACGUCCAAUCAGAUGUAAUUGCUCAGGGUUAUGGCUCUCUGGGUAUGAUGACUUCAGUAUUGAUGUGCCCCGAUGGAAAGACCAUCGAAUCGGAAGCUGCGCACGGAACAGUAACCAGACAUUACAGGAUGCACCAAAAAGGCCAGCAAACCUCAACCAAUCCCAUCGCAUCCAUCUUCGCAUGGACCAGAGGUCUAAUCCACCGUGGAAACCUCGAUGGGAAUAAAGAUCUCGUCGCUUUCGGCAACAAGUUAGAGCAAGCUUGCGUAGACACAGUUGAAAGUGGAAAAAUGACCAAAGAUUUGGCAGCUUCCAUCCAUGGACUUCCCAAUGUUAAGGAGGGAAUGUUCUUGAACACUCAAGACUUUUUAGAAGCUAUUUCUGAACAAUUAAAAAGAACAGUUUGA